This is a messenger RNA of Rosa rugosa (rugosa rose), 3672 nucleotides long. RefSeq names its product probable LRR receptor-like serine/threonine-protein kinase At3g47570. The transcript has 5 exons. The record is from RefSeq and is a predicted model, not a curated record. Bases 31 to 3399 code for a protein of 1122 amino acids. Gene Ontology annotation, molecular function: ATP binding; protein binding; protein kinase activity. Gene Ontology annotation, biological process: protein phosphorylation. NCBI's taxonomy places the organism in Eukaryota, Viridiplantae, Streptophyta, Magnoliopsida, Rosales, Rosaceae.
CACCCACUUUGCAUAUCCAUUAUUCACAAAAUGGAGAGAGUUACUUGGUUCUUCCUGGUAUACUUAUUAUGUUGUACAACGGUUAGCUUCUUAACUAUGGCAGCACGAACCAACCUUAACAUCACCACAGACCGAUCUGCUCUUCUUGCUCUCAAAGCCCAUAUCAUCAGUGACCCUCAAAACAAGAUCUUUACCAAUUGGUCAACCACUACCCCUGUUUGCAACUGGGUUGGUGUCAUUUGUGGUGCACGUCAUCAUCGAGUCGCAGAGUUGAACCUCUCUUACUUUGGUCUCGCGGGCACCAUGCCUCCUGAGCUAGGCAACUUAUCAUUGCUUGUUGAUCUGGAUGUCCAAAAUAACAGUUUCCAGGGUACUUUGCCUAAGGAAUUAGCUCGCCUGCGUCGGUUGAAGUUUAUUAACUUGGGAUACAACAAGUUUAUGGGAGUGAUUCCGUCAUGGUUUGGGUCCUUGUCCAAACUUCAAGGUUUCAGGUUGUUUGGUAAUCAAUUUUCAGGUUCCAUACCAGCUACCAUCUUCAACUUAUCUGCUUUGCAAGUAAUUGAUCUGGAUUAUAACCAACUCUCAGGUAGAAUUUCCGGAGAAAUCGGGAACCUAACAACAUUGAAGGAGAUCUACCUUGAUCGUAAUAAUUUUGAAGAAAUUCCAAAAGAGAUCGGCAUUUUGAAUCAGUUGGAAAACUUGGUGGUGCAAGAAAAUGCCUUAAAAGGCCGUAUUCCUAUGGCUGUCUUCAACAUGUCUUCUUUGACUGUUUUAACUUUCUAUGGAAACAGCUUGAUUGGUAGAAUUCCGGACAAUCUAUGUCAACAUCUUCCUAAUAUUCAAAUUUUGUAUUUGGGUAAAAAUCAGCUCAAUGGCCCACUUCCUUCCACAUUUGGGCAAUGCAAACAACUUCUUGAAUUAAACUUGGAGGUUAACAGGUUGAGUGGAAGAAUACCCAAAAACAUUGGAAACUUAACCCAGAUAAAGAUGCUUAGCUUUACCACAAACAGCUUGACAGGUACUAUACCAUAUGAGAUUGGUUAUCUUCCAAAUCUAGAGCGACUGGGGCUCCGUGGUAAUAAUCUAAAUGGUCAUAUCCCAUCCUCAAUCUUCAAUAUGUCCACAAUAACAAAAUUAGAUCUCGGCUUCAAUCAGCUUUCGGGUAGCCUCCCAGCAAACAUAGGCAUUGGGCUUCCAAAACUAGAAGAGUUUGAACUAGGAGCGAAUCACCUCAGUGGAGUAAUCCCUAAAUCUAUCUCCAAUGCUUCUGAGCUUCGGAUUCUAGACCUGGGAGGUAACUCUAUUUCUGGAUUUAUUCCAACCAGUCUAUGCCUCUUGACAAACCUUGAAGGCCUCAGCUUCUAUGGUAAUAAUUUGGCCAUUGAUACCUCUACUCCAGAAGUUAAUAUUUUGUCUUGUUUGGCAAAUUUCAAAAAUUUGAGGUAUUUAUCCUUCACAAGCAAUCCAUUGAAUGCCAAGCUUUCGAUUUCCUUCAACAAUUUCUCUGCAUCACUUCAAUAUAUUUAUUUAGGAAAUUGCAGCUUGAGUGGUACCAUCCCUAGUGAUAUAGGAAAUUUCAGUAGCUUAAUAUCGUUAUCCCUAUUUAUGAAUCAAUUGAGUGGGCCAAUUCCAGGCUCAAUGGGAAGACUACAUAAUCUUCAAGGUUUGUAUAUGUAUGAUAACACAUUGCAAGGACACAUUCCAGAUGAACUUUGUCAACUCAAAAACUUAGCUGAUUUAUAUUUGGGUGGGAAUCAACUCUCUGGUUAUGUACCAACCUGCUUGGGUAAUCUAACAGCAUCUCUAAGACGUCUAUCCUUAGGGUCCAAUUCGUUGAAUUCCACAAUACCAUCUACCUUGUGGGAACUUACAGAUAUCUUGGAACUAGACUUGUCAUCCAAUUCUCUAAUUGGACCUCUAGCAGGUGGUGUUGGUAAUUUGAAAGUUGCUACAUACAUAAAUGUAUCAUACAACCAAUUAUAUGGUAGUAUACCAAGCAGCGUUGGGAGUUUAUCGAAUUUGGUCAAUCUCUCCUUGGCACAUAAUAAUCUAGAAGGCCCUAUUCCUAGUUCCUUUGCAACCUGUGUAAGCUUAGAACGAUUGGAUUUAUCUCAUAAUAGUCUUUCUGGAGUGAUUACAAAGUCUCUAGAAGCACUCUCAUAUCUCAAGUAUCUGAAUCUGUCUCUCAACAUACUCCAAGGAGAAAUUCCAACCGGUGGUCCUUUCAAAAACUUCUCUGCUGAAUCAUUUAUUUCAAACCAUGGACUCUGUGGGGCAUCCCAAUUUCAAGUUCCACCAUGCAAAAGAAAAACUAGUAUGUCUAUCUUGAAAUAUGUUAUUCCGGGGAUCUUGUCAGCAAUGCUUCUAGCGACCUCCAUAUUUUGGAUGUUGAUGUUCCGCAGACAAAAGAAUGCGAAAGCUGCAGCACAAACUAUCUUAACGCCUCAAGUUUUAUGGAGAAGAGUUUCAUACUUAGAGCUCCUAAGUGCGACAAAUGGAUUCAAUGAAAGCAACUUACUUGGUACUGGGGGUUUUGGCUCAGUAUAUAAAGGAACAUUGUCAGAUGGGAUAGACGUUGCGAUAAAGGUUUUCAAUUUGGAGUUAGAAAGGGCAUUUACAAGUUUUGAGGUUGAAUGUGAAGUGCUAAGUAAUGUUCGUCACCGAAAUCUUGUCAAAGUCAUCAGUUGCUGCAGUCAAAUUGAUUUCAAAGGUCUUGUAUUGAAUUACAUGCCUAAUGGGAGCCUUGAGAAGUGGUUGUACUCUCAGAAUUCCUCUUUGAACAUAAUGCAGAGGUUGGAUAUAAUGAUAGAUGUUGCAUCGGCAUUAGAGUACCUUCAUCAUGGUUAUGAAGUACCUAUUGUCCAUUGUGAUUUGAAGCCAAGCAACAUCCUACUAGAUGAUGACAUGGCUGCACAUGUUGCUGAUUUUGGUAUUGCAAAACUCUUGGGUGGAGGAGAUUCUAUAACUCAAACCAUGACUCUAGCCACAAUUGGGUAUAUUGCUCCAGAGUAUGGAAUGGAAGGAACAGUGACAAGAAGAGGGGAUGUGUAUAGUUUUGGUAUUGUAGUGAUGGAAACAUUCACAAGAAGGAAGCCAACCGAUGAGAUCUUCGUUGGGGAAAUGAGACUAAAUCAGUGGGUUGCAAAUUUCCUAGUUGCAGAUGCGAUAGUUGAAGUUGUGGAUGCUACCUUACUUGGAACCGAGGAGGAUCAUGACUUCGUGAGCAAGAGGGAGUGUUUAUCAUCUAUUAUGAGAUUAGCUGUUGCUUGUUCAACAGAAUCACCGGAAGAGAGGAUAAACAUGGAAGAGGCUGUAGCCAUGCUGAAAACAAUCAAGAUCAAGUUUUCAAAGGACUCUACUGCUAGAGGUGUGGUGUUGAACCGUCAUUCUGUUUCGUAACCCCUUAAUUAAUAUGUCGAUAUAUCUUAGCAUGGCAUUUGAUUCAGUACGUAAUUAUGUAAUUGUUUGGCAAUGUGGUUCUGACUCAUGUUUGGUUGGUAAUUCACUCUACUACUUUGUAUUAAAAAAUAACUUCCAUCUAGCUCUUUCCACUUUGUAGUUUCUGUGUUUUGCUGCUUUGAGGCUAGCUGCUUAAAUAAACCGAAGGACUACUAUUUUCUCAAUUCUUCUAUCUAUAAGUUCUUAAAGUACUUAUCUAUAAGUUCUUCCAGA